AUGGGUGGCACUCAAUCUCAGUCACAAUCUAAGUCUCAGACACAAUCUAAGUCUCAGUCUCAAUCUCAGUCUAAACUUCAAUCUCAAUCUCAACCUUCAAGUAUUCAGAAAAGAUCAAAGCUACCUGUUAAGAGGAAGAAAAAGACUGCCACAGUUGGUGGUGUAAACCUAAGUGGAGGCACAAAUAGAGUAUCUUCAAUUAAUGAACUCCCGGUACACCAAAGAGGAGAUGCGGUUAGCAGUUUGGUAUACGAGGCCAACGCUAGAAUGCGGGACCCGGUUUACGGCUGUGUAGGGACCAUAUCUUACCUGCAAAACCAAGUCUCUCAGCUACAGAUGCAGCUGGCCGUGGCUCAGGCUGAGAUCCUCUGCAUCCAGAUGCAGCACGACCCGCCUGCACCCUCGCCCCUCGACCAUCCGGACGAAAAUUACGAGAAAGCCCUCUUCUCGUCCGCUAACAGUGGCUUUAGCGACAUCAACAGCCUUCAGCACUAUCUUAGCUUCGCUUCAACUUCUUCGGCUAAUAAUGUCGUAAUGCAGGACCCUCUCAAGAGAGAGUACUCCCUUUGGACUUGA
Molecule: messenger RNA, 576 nt
Organism: Striga hermonthica
Lineage: Eukaryota; Viridiplantae; Streptophyta; Magnoliopsida; Lamiales; Orobanchaceae
Source: the annotation of a GenBank genome assembly